CUGCAAUCCCAGACCGGGCACAAGCUCUUCUGUGCGGCCGAGACAGGGGCGCAGGGCUCGGUCAGAUCACCUCCGACCCACCGCUGCUUGAGCUCGGUUUUUCCGCAGAGUACAGGCAGACUCCGGGCGGCAGGGCACUCUCCCUGAGGCGGAUGUGAGAGCAAACUGCGUGAGUGGGCAGGCCAUAUUUAUACAGUCUAUGGGGCAGACUUUACGCACAGUUUAUCUGGUAGAUGCGCUCCGCGUUAUCAGCCGUGGACACGCGCUGCCGCUCCUCCAUCAGGCUGUGCGCGCAUCAGUUUCUUCAGGAGGAACCUGUUUAGAUAGUGUAGAGUUUGUCAGGUUGUCGCCUGUCGUCGCCUCUUGUAGGAGUUGAAGAGUUACGGCCACAUUGCAGACUAUUGAGUCAUCCCAAAGCAGCGGGUUCUUACAUCAGAGGAGCCUCAUGUCCCACAGAGAGCUCUCAGCUGAGAUCGUCAUGUCUCGCCGCAGCACACGUCUGCUCUCGGGAGGAUACUAUCACUCAGACGAAGAGUCGGACUCGAGCAGUGUCACCACCAUCUCCUACAGAGAGAACCCCGUCAAGGUGUUUAAGAAGAAAAGUGGAGGACGAAAGAAGCGCUCAGAGACAGAUGUGAGUCCUGCCAGCUCCAGGAACAGUCCGGAGGGGGCACAGGACGCUCCCUCUCCUACCUGGAGUGCUGUCUCCAGACCGGCCUUGCGGAGCCCCGCCCCUGUCCCCCUCUCUGCUCCACGUGCACCUCCCCCCUCUGGCCCCUCUGGCCCCUCUGGCCCCUCUGGCCCCUCUGGCCCCUCUGGCCCCUCUGGCCCCUCUGGCCCCUCUGCCUCCGGGACCCACAGGAACAGGCCUGUGUUACACUUCCAGCUCCAGUCAGAACGUGCCCACAGUGGAGUGGACAGUUCAGGGUACUCUUCAUCUGAGGACCCCCACAGGAGCCACAGAAGCUGCAGCAGUGGACCAGGGAGCGGUUCAGGAGCCCGGACAGUCUCCAAGGCGUGGCUCACCAAGGCUGCGUCCAGCCUCAAAGACUUGGGAGCAGUGGUCCAAUCCAGUGGCAAUAGACUCAUCCAGCUGGCCAGCUCUGGUUGGCCCUUCACACCGGCUGUGGGUGUCACGAGUGUCACAGGUGUCACGGGUGUCACGGUUGUUUUCACAGCAAAGCCCUCGCCCAGCGCUUGGAUGAAGAAACUGUGUGCUCUGCUCCUCCUCCUCCUCCUCCUCUUCGGUGCCUGGUGGACCUCCAUCCUCUUUGGACUGAGCUUCAGGAGUGGACCCUCUGUGAUAGUCCCUGAUGCGACCCUUUCUGGUCCUCAGCCUGCUUCACUGGACGCUGCUGCUGUGUCUGCUGCUGUAGAGGCAAACCUGCAGCAUAUUCAGAGAGAAAUGCAGCUUAAACAUGACCUCCUUCUGGCCGAGUUGAAGCGGCAGGUGCAGACGGAUCUCCGGGUCCUCAGACAAAUCAGUGAGCAGAAGGAGCAGAGGCAGGAGGAGGAGCAGCAGCAGGAGCAGCAGCAAGAGCAGCAGCAGGAGCAGCGCCUGUUGGAUCUUCAGUCCACCCUGCAGCAGCUCAAGGCCCACAGUGAGAGGGCUGCAGAGGAUCUGCUCCUGAGGCUGAGCGCGCUGGAGGAGCAGGUGUACCAGAUGGAACAGACACCGGCCCCCCUCCCAACCCCCGUCUCGGCCCCCGUCCCGGUCUCCUCCCUGUCCCCAGAGCUGGAGCAGGCACUGGAUGCGUGGCUGACCCGCCGCCUGCAGGACCAGGCUGCUGCCCACGCGGGGAUCUCGGGGACCUCGGGGACCUCGGGGACAUGUGGGACCUGUGGACGUCCUCUAGCAGACAAGAUGGCCGACUUUGCCCUAGAGUCUCAGGGGGCCAGCGUGGUCAGCACUCGUUGCUCGGAGACAUACCGGACGCGCUCGGCCUGUGUGUCCCUGUUUGGCCUGCCGCUGUGGUACCCUUCAGAGAGCCCCCGCACAGUCAUUCAGGGUCCGGCUGUGCUGCUCCCGGGGAAGUGCUGGGCGUUCCAUGGUGUUCAGGGCACUCUGGUCAUCGCUCUGUCUCAUCCAAUCAGAAUCAGCCAUGUGAGCCUGGACCACCUGCCCCGCCACAGCUCCCCUACUGGCCGCAUCGACUCAGCCCCCAAGGACUUCCAAGUCUACGGCAUGACUAAUGAAACAGAGCAGGGGACAUUACUGGGGACCUUCAGGUACGACGAGGAUGGGGAGCCCACACAGACCUUCAGCCUCUCUGGCCUCACUGAGUCAGUGUACCACAUGGUGGAGCUGAGGGUCCUGUCAAACUGGGGCCGUGUGGAGUACACGUGUGUGUACCGCUUCCGUGUUCAUGGACAACUGGCCUCCACAUGACAUGUAGCUGUUCAUUAGGAAUCAGCUGUGCAGUCUCUGUUUCUUAUUUAUUACAAAGAUGAAUAAAAUAUAUUGGUAUUUUCUCA
This is a messenger RNA of Boleophthalmus pectinirostris (great blue-spotted mudskipper), 2475 nucleotides long. RefSeq names its product SUN domain-containing protein 2-like. Gene Ontology annotation, cellular component: meiotic nuclear membrane microtubule tethering complex; nuclear envelope. The transcript is spliced from 17 exons. The coding region runs from base 446 to 2389 and encodes 647 amino acids. Lineage: Eukaryota; Metazoa; Chordata; Actinopteri; Gobiiformes; Gobiidae. Gene Ontology annotation, biological process: nuclear envelope organization. Gene Ontology annotation, molecular function: protein-membrane adaptor activity. The record is from RefSeq and is a predicted model, not a curated record.